Messenger RNA from Carassius auratus (goldfish), 4953 nucleotides. Its product is annotated as E3 ubiquitin-protein ligase DTX1-like. The coding region runs from base 409 to 2523 and encodes 704 amino acids. NCBI's taxonomy places the organism in Eukaryota, Metazoa, Chordata, Actinopteri, Cypriniformes, Cyprinidae. Gene Ontology annotation, biological process: Notch signaling pathway; protein ubiquitination. The transcript has 10 exons. Gene Ontology annotation, molecular function: zinc ion binding. The record is from RefSeq and is a predicted model, not a curated record.
UGAUCAACAGCCAAUCGCGCUCAUAGACAACAGAAGACGGUGGAUUCCGUCUCUCUUCUGCUCGUUUAGCGUCGGGAAUGUGAUCUAGAAACACUUCGCUGAUCCAGUCUCUUAUUUUCUCGUCUGUUAUUCUGGAUCAGACCUCGGUUCUGCGGAGACGCUUCACAUCACAGCAUUGCAAAUCUUUUGGAUGCAAAACCUGGCAGUCCUGACCAAGAGCAGUGCGUUCUCCUUCAACUGAGUCUAGAGCAGAAAACUGGACUUCAGGACUUUAGGAUUAUCUGAGCAUCACUAGCAGUGACUGGACUCCGUCUCAGAUCAUCUAUUGUGGAUUAUUCUGCUGAGGAGGAGUUACUUCGGAUAGCAUGAUUACUUCCAGAGCUGGAAUACUAGAGACUAAUCGAGUUUAUGUGGGCAAACUCAAUUACAUCGGCGGAUCCCUCAUGUGAACAGCAGCGUCUAAUUCAUUCUGCUGGAGGAUGUGCAUUGACUUCUGCAGUUUGUGUGCUCGUUGUGAGUUUUGGAUCUUCACGAUGUGUUUUCAAUAGGAACAUUCUCUUGGAACAGUUUUCCCCUGUGUAUAUUGGGACAAAGUCUAUUGUGUUUGCUGUUGGUGUGGAGUUGAAUCAAAUGGCUCGUCCCGGAUCUGGGGUUCUGGUGUCGCUGGGAGGUGGAUACUCGUCUCAGAGCAUGGCUAGGGUGGUGGUUUGGGAAUGGUUGAAUGAACACGGCCGCUGGAGGCCAUACAGUGCAGCUGUUUGUCAUCACAUUGAAAACGUCCUGAAGGGAGACGCACGGGGGACAGUCAUACUGGGGCAGGUGGAUCCGCAGCUCACGCCAUACGUCAUAGACCUGCAGUCCAUGCAUCAGUUCAGACAAGACACAGGCACAAUGCGUCCCGUGCAGCGUAAUUUCUACGACCCGUCCUCGGCUCCAGGCAAGGGCAUCGUGUGGGAAUGGGAGAAUGACUGCGGCUCCUGGACGGCGUAUGACAUGGAGCUGUGCGUCAGCAUCCAGAACGCCUACGAGAAGCAGCACCCCUGGCUGGACCUGAGCUCGCUGGGCUUCAGCUACGUGGUGGACUUCGACGGGAUGUCCCAAACCAACCGGCAGAGCCAGAGGAAGCGUCGCAUCCGACGACGCAUGGACCUGGCGUACCCCCUCAUCGCCGGAUCCAUCCCCAAAUCCCAGUCCUGGCCGGUGGGCACCAGCUCGGGACUGCCUUGCACCUGUCAGCAGUGCAUGCUGGUCCACAGCACACGGGCCGCGUCCAACGCCAUCCUGGCUCUGCAGCAGAAGAGGAAGCUGUGCGGGACGGAGGGCGGAGCCAACGCCGUCGUCAGGCAGAGCAACACCUUCACUGGCUCCUCCCUCUGGUCGCCCGUGACGACUGUUGUCAGGGGACACCAUAACAACAUAUCACUGGGAGGCGGAGGAGGAGGCGGGAAGAUGGAGAUGAACGGGAUGAACUUCCCAUGCACCCCUGCGAUCGUGACGCUGCCGUCAAAACACACGCUUACUAUUAACGGACAGAACAAUCUGAACCGGCCGGGAACACAGAGGAUCACGGUGACGGCCAGCCGAGGAUCCGUCCCUCCUGGGGUUCCUGCACUUCCUGUGAGGAGCCUCACUGGGUCUGGACAGGUUCAUCCUGCAUUAGCAGGGAUGACUGGGAUCCUCAUGUGUGCCGCCGGGCUCCCCGUGUGUUUGACUCGGGCUCCUAAACCCGUCCUGCAUCCACCGCCGGUCAGCAAGAGCGACCUGAAACCUGUGCCAGGGAUCAACAGCAUCCGGCGCAAGACCAAGACAAAGCACCUCCGCAAGGGUAAAAACCCGGAGGACGUGGUUCGGCGCUACACAGAGAAGAUCAGGACGGCUCCUGAUGAGGACUGCACCAUCUGCAUGGAGCGACUGAGCACCGCGUCCGGAUACGAGGGACUGCUGAGCUACAGAGGCUCAAAGCCCGAGCUGGUCGGAAAACUGGGAAAGUGUGGCCACGUGUACCAUCUUCUGUGUCUGGUGGCCAUGUACAACAACGGCAAUAAGGACGGCAGUCUGCAGUGUCCCACCUGUAAGGCCAUCUAUGGAGAGAAGACCGGCACACAGCCUCCUGGGAAGAUGGAGUACCACGUGAUUCCUCAUUCUCUGCCUGGAUGCUCCGACAACAAGACCAUACGGAUCAUCUACGACAUUCCCGCUGGGAUACAGACCUCAGAGCACCCGAAUCCUGGGAAAAAGUACAGCGCACGUGGAUUUCCUCGACACUGCUACUUACCAGACAAUGAGAAAGGACGAAAGGUGUUGAAGUUGUUAAUCAUGGCGUGGGAUCGUCGUUUGAUCUUCACCAUCGGGACGUCCAGCACCACAGGAGAGACGGACACAGUCGUGUGGAACGAGAUUCACCACAAGACUGAGUUCGGCUCCAACCUCACGGGCCACGGCUUCCCCGACCCCAACUAUCUGGACAACGUGAUCAGAGAACUGGCCGCCCAGGGGGUCGGAGAAGACAACCUGAAGGACUGAGGCUCAGUCCACACACACACACUCAAGCUGAGGAGCUCCUGACCACUGGAGUGACCUUUGACCUCUCUGGGAACAACGGUCCUCGCUUACCCCAAGUGAGAGACGAGGAGAUGUGGAUGAUGGAGUGAUGAAAUCAAUACAAAUUACUCUAAUCUGUUUCUCAUUGACUGUCUCAGCUCUCUUUCUCUCUCUCUAGCGACACUCUUUUUCUAGGCUACCCAGAAUGCAUCUUGGCUCAGACCGGUGCGUGUGGUAGUUGUAUAUAAACUCACGUUGUGGUUGACCGGCAUGGGUUUUUCAGUGGUGAUGCCUUUACAGAUAUAAUAAAACAUAUCUAGGGCUGUCAAGUGAUAAUUAAAGAAAAAAUAAAUCGAAUUAAUAACAUGAUCUGCAGAUUAAUCAGAGAUAUUCCGCCCAAAAGAUUAUUUAUUGUGUUAUAUGAGAAAAGACUUUGAAAAACCAUUAUGAAAAGUAGCUUUAGGAAGAAAUAUUUUGAUUCAGCAUUGCGUAAAAAUGUUUACUUUUAAGUAUUUCUUUAGUAUUGGAAUAUGAUAUGGUUUUUAAAAAAUCAAAUACAUUUUAAAGUAAAACUUGUAGGAGGCAGAGGCAAGUCAUGGUCUUAAUGAGUGAUUCGCUGAAUUAUUAAUCUAAGUGAUUUAUUCAAGCCAAUGAUUCAGUCAGAAAGGAGUCACUGAUUCAUUCACACGACUGAUUCUUUGAGAAAUAUAGCUAGCGACUGUUUUAAUAAAUAAUUGGCUCACUUAAUUUAUUCAAACUGCUGAUUCUUUUUAGAAAUGAUGAAAGUGACUUUCUUUAUGAACGAGUCACUGAAUCAUUGGUUCACUUGAUUCAUUCAAACGGCUGAAUCUCCAGAAACUAAGAAAGUGACUUUCUUUAUGAACGAGUCACUGAAUCAUUGGUUCACUUGAUUCAUUCAAACGGCUGAAUCUCCAGAAACUAAGAAAGUGACUGUCUUUAUGAACGAGUCACUGAAUCAUUGGUUCACUUGAUUCAUUCAAACGGCUGAACAUUUCAAUAACUAAAAAAGUGACUGUCUUUAUGUAUCAUUCACUGAAUCAUUGGCUCACUUGAUUAGUUCAAAAUCAUGGAUUCAUUCAGUAAAAAACACUGUGUUGCUGGCUGUGCUUAAUGCAGAGGAGUCUUUGUAAAAUUAAAUAAACACCUAUUUUACCAAUUAUUUACUAGAUAAUGUGGCAAUUGUAAGCUAAAUGAACACCUCUGUUAAUCUGCCAGUUAGUAGCUAAUGCUGAUGAUCUCAAAAUCAUCAAAUAUCAGAUGAUUCACUCCAUUUCUUUAUAUAUUUUUCUACCACUGCAUCCAAUAUCGGUGCAUUCCAUUGUAUAACAUGGAGAAGUUUUGUUUCCAUGUUGAUUUUUUUAAACUGCAACUCUUUCAGACAGUUUUCAUGAUGUUUUGGGCCUGAAACAGCAUUAGUUUGGCCUAAGUAUAGGUAGCCUAACUGAUUAAAGAAUCAUGUGUUUUUAGGGAUAUCGGUGUAGAUGGAUAUUUACGUAGAUUUUUGGGGCUGCUUUUGAUGUUUGUGCAGGCGAUGCAUAAAAUAUCUGCACUAUCUCCGGCUCGUGUGCUACUUUUGAACUUUAGAGCAAUUAGCGAAGCUCAGAGCGAACGCUGAGAUUUGAGGAUCCUUCUGUGUGCAUUUUAACUUUUAGAGUGAAUAAGAUGAAUAGGAUGUCUUUUGAAAUAUGCAAUGAUUCAUAUCCUAUCUUGCUUUGUUUCUCUUUUAUGUCAUUGAUCUGAGAGCGUGUCUUUCUGGCUGCAGACGGGUUUGUCUGUGCUGUGUUUGGAUUGGAAUACUGGCAUACUACUUUACUAGACUACUGCACACAGUAUACAGUACUAUUUUUAAAAUGUAGACCUAAUUUCAUGAUGAAUGCUUUAAAUAAUUGUCCUUUUGAAUUGCAUGUUAGUGGCAUCCAGUUACGAUGUUGAAGAAAUACGAUUGUUGCCCAGUUUAUAUAAAAUUUUCAUUUAGUUUAACCUGAAGUACUAAAAUAACUAAAACAAAAACUGAUGCUAAAAUUUAUAAAACUAUAUAGACAUAUAAAAAACAAAAACUAGUGCACGACACACAUCAUAAACCUUUAAACCAAAAAUGAAAAUGAGAAAAUAAGUAAAUGAUUGGUUAAAUUAUAAAAUAUAAUAUAAAUGAUCAUUUAAAAACUUCGUCUUCGAAUACCUGGAUGAGAAUGUGAUUUCAGUAUUUUGAAAAAUCAUAUAAAUUAAUAAAAUCUUAAAAGGAGCAGGACACUUCAUCUCAUAAAGAAUCUGCAAUGUAAUUAUUUAAAAGUUUAAUUAGGAGUAUUUUAGGUGUUUUUUUAUUUUCAGAAAGCAGUUAAAAUAAUUUGUAAAAUGAAAAUGCAUUUUGUAAAACAAAACUAGGGCUUUAUG